Messenger RNA from Maudiozyma barnettii, 1083 nucleotides. RefSeq names its product pheromone-regulated K(+) transporter PRM6 (gene PRM6). Gene Ontology annotation, cellular component: plasma membrane. The transcript has a single exon. The record is from RefSeq and is a predicted model, not a curated record. Gene Ontology annotation, molecular function: potassium ion transmembrane transporter activity. NCBI's taxonomy places the organism in Eukaryota, Fungi, Ascomycota, Saccharomycetes, Saccharomycetales, Saccharomycetaceae. Gene Ontology annotation, biological process: potassium ion transmembrane transport. Bases 1 to 1083 code for a protein of 360 amino acids.
AUGUGGUGGCAAGUUUUUGGUUUUAGUCAUAAAAUAGAUUCUACUGAUAUUAAUGAUCAAUUAUUUAACGAUUUAGAUUUAUCAUUAUUCCAAAGAAAGAAUAAAAAAACACUGACCAUUUAUAUGAUAUCUGUUUGGGGGAUGACAUUACUGAAAGUGAUCCAUCUAUUUUCAGAUAUAUAUACAUGUAUUAAAUUGUUAGCUUUCAAUACGUGGUCUAAUGAAUAUAUCCAACCAUAUUUACCCUUCAAGAUCUCGAAAUGGUUAUUCAGUGGAUGUAUAAUCUUUUCGAUACUACUGUUAUUAUGGGAAGGGAUACAUGGUUUACGUAUUUAUCAAACUCAGAAUGUGUGUUAUGGAUAUAUAAACAAUUUUGCUAGGACAUUAUAUUGUCUUAGAGAUUAUCGAAUAUUUUGCUUAUUUGAUAAAGUAACACCAAGUGGAGCUUUCCAAAAGUUAACAUUUUUUUGUUUUUUUGAACUUAAGAAUUGUAUACGAUUAAUAUUUACCGACUCCCCAAGACAAGUCAUCAAUGGGUUGACGUUGUGGUCAGUGUUAGCUGCUGCUUCAGACAGUACUACGAUUGCCAACGAUAGCAAUAACUCUGAUAAUGCGAACAAUUCCAAUUUGCUCCAAAUUUAUGAUGUUCAUGGUGUAAUAAGUAGAAUCCGUAUCAUUGCACAAACAAAUCAUGAGGAAGCAGUCAUGUUAUCCUUUAUGUUAGUUUCAUUUCUAAUUUGGAUGCUAUUAUUUUUAAAAUUCUCCAUUGCUGUCGGAGGUUCUCUAUAUGUUUGUUAUCGAUUUCAAAGGGAUUCUCAAUUUAAGACAGUAAGAGAAUAUAUUUCUAUUACUAUCAGUUAUAAUUUAGAGUAUUUAAUCGAGAAAUAUAAAUACAAACAAUUUUAUUCUCAAAGCGACCUAUUGGAAUCCAUUGAUGAUUCCGAGGAUGAUUCCGAUUGGGAUAUGCACACGAUGUCAUAUUAUAAUCAUCAAAAUAAUUAUAUAGAUGGAGAAUUAGGUAAGAUUAGUUUUGUAAAGACACCUGAUACGUUAUAUAGUAUACCUAGUUAUUAUUAUAAAUGA